AUGGUGUUACACAAAAAUUUGCUUUCCAACUACCAUGGAUUGUCCACGACCUCAGCACCACUCAAAGCACUACAAAGAACAUGGGAAUGUGAUUAUUCUGUGUUCCGGGAUAUGUUCUCCCUUCCCAUACCCCUCAAGUCCCAACCAGAGGAGACAGUGGGUCAGGUUAGCUUUAGGGUAGAAGGAGAGGUCGAUGAGCACCCAAUCGUCUUUCCUGAAACAACUGUGGAGGAGUUUGAUCACUUUGUGGAAAAUUGUCUCUAUUUUACGCUAACUCUCCUUCACAGUUGGACACCUCCACCUGUUCCCGUUCAAGUCCAUAUUGAUGUCUUGAAGUUCGCCCACAAGUUCGACCUGCGUGAAGAUGUCAAAAACAGUGUUAUCUUUAAAUUGAGUGAAUAUCGCGACCCUCACCUCAAAGCCGUCGACCGCUUGAAUCUGGCUCGCCUCUAUGAGAUCCCAUCAUUCAUUCGGCCAGCAUUCAUCUCACUCUGCCGCAUUACCCUCAAAAUCUCAGACCUCCCCUCCAUCGAUAUCCAGAAGAUCGGCCUUCCAGCCUUCAGUGUCCUAGCAAAAGUUAAGGAAGCCAUAAAUGAAGAACGACGCAUAAUUGCAUACCAUGCUCCUGGCGUCGAUUCACUUCCCACCAACGAAGAAUGUAACAAAUUGACCCACAGCACUGUAUGUCUGAGGGUAUGGAAGAAGGAGUGGUGGAGCAAGAUCGGGAGAGGUAUCCUGCAGCCGGUGCCCAUAUUCGCAUGGGAUUUUCCUGAUGAUGUUGUCGAAGCCGUGCAGAAGCUGCAGCUUCCUGGGGAAGUGGCUUCUCCAACGAUUUGGCCAUUGGGUGGAUUGGCACUCGAAGCAGGGUUUGGCGCAGAGGCUCUGAGGAAUGCGAGCUCGAAGAAAAGUUCUAACUACACGGGCCUCCACCUUGGACAGUAUCUGGCUCUGGAAGCUCUUCAACGAACUAUUGGUAUACACUUGGCUAGGCGUUCUCUCAAUAUCAUCACCACAAGAACAAAACUCUCAAGAAUCACGAUGAACAUGAAAUCGGUGCUCUUCUACAACAUCGCUCUCUUUCUGGUCCUAGCUUCCUACGUCCAAGCGUCUUUAUACCCAACUCACCCUAUCAAGAACACCGUGUAUCUUGCUGGAAAGGCGGCCGGGAUCAUGUGGAUCGAGGGCGGCGGGAAGCCGCUGUUAAAAAAGAUGGGCACGGUGCAGAUUGAUUUGUAUACCAAUCACGAUACGUAUGUCUCGACGCUGGCGAAGAACGUACCCGCCACCGCAGGCAGCACAACAUGCUUCAUCCCCGCCGAUGUCCCAUCGAACGUCUUGUCUUUCAAUCUCCGCUUCAUAACUACCUCUCCCCCGACUAUAAUCUACACCGCAGACUUCUCCAUACUAGGCGGUACCGGAGAACCCGUAUAUCCAUUAUCCGCGGAAGAGGAAGACGAUCCUUCCGCCGACAACGGCGAUGGGGGCACUCAAGAUCCUAAUACUACUACUACACCCGACUCAAACACUAACGACCCUCAAGACCCAACCGACCCAACUAUCACAGAUCCCAACUCUCCGGGCCCCAACCCCCAACCAAACUCAAAUUCCACCGACACAAACUCAAGCACGAGCGGACCACCACCAGCCGUAUCGACUAUCAUCGCUCCUCCUCUGGGUAAAGGCGAGGUUGGAUCUCCCGCACCCACACCCACACCAACGCCGAACACGGUUUCGGGAUCUGGAUCAGGUUCUGGGACUUCGAGGUUGCCCUACAGCGCUGCGGUACGAAGUGAUCUGGAGUCGCUUGGGUUUAGGACUGCGAUUGUACUUUGGCCGGCGGUCGUUGGCAUUUCUAUGGCUUUGUGA
This is a messenger RNA of Laccaria bicolor S238N-H82, 1866 nucleotides long. RefSeq lists its product as uncharacterized. The transcript is spliced from 7 exons. The record is from RefSeq and is a predicted model, not a curated record. NCBI's taxonomy places the organism in Eukaryota, Fungi, Basidiomycota, Agaricomycetes, Agaricales, Hydnangiaceae. Bases 1 to 1866 code for a protein of 621 amino acids.